UCUUCCCAUAGCAACAGCAUCGAGAUGACGUGGGGAGGCAGCGGUUCAAACUCUUUGCAUUUUACAGUUUACAGAAUAGAAACCAAGGGUUGCGAACAGCUAUCAAGAUCAGUGAUGCUUCUGAGAGUGAAAUAAACAGCAAGACGCCUAAAAAGUACAUACAACCUACAUAUCAGCAUCACACACACACACACACACACACACACACACACACACCCUCUCUCUCUCUCGCGCGCACCAUCAUCUCUCUCUCUCUCACACACACACUCGCCAUCUCACUCGUCACACCCGCUCCUCGGAACCGCUGCUCACCGAUUCUCACCGAACCGUAGCAUCCGAACAGCUCCAGCAUGUCCUCGGAAGGAUUGGGCGAGACUUUGGUGAUUCGCUUCGGGCUGAUAAACGCCGGAAACAAAUAUCUGACAGCGGAGACGUUCGGUUUCAAAAUCAACGCCUCGGCGAGCUCCAUGAAGAAAAAGCAGGUGUGGACCCUGGAGCAGUCCGGUGACCACGGAGACUCCAAUGCCGUGUUCAUCAAAAGCCACCUGGGUCGCUACCUCGCCACCGACAAGGACGGCAUCGUGACGGCGGACAGCGAGCAGCCUGGCCCGGACUGUCGGUUCCUCGUGAUCGCCCACGACGACGGCCGGUGGUCCCUGCAGUCCGAGACCCACUCGCGCUACCUGGGCGGGUCCGAGGACCGGAUCGCGUGCUUUGCGCAAAGCAUCUCGCCUACGGAGAAAUGGAACGUGCACCUGGCCGUCCAUCCUCAGGUGAACGUGUACAGCAUCGCGCGCAAGCGGUACGCGCACUUGUGCACCGGGAGGAACGAGCUCGCCGUGGACCGCGACGUGCCGUGGGGCGUGGACUCGCUGCUCACGCUCGUCUACCUGGAUCACCGGUAUCACCUGCAGACCGCCGACAACCGCUUCCUCACGUGCAGCGGUGCCCUGACGGCCAAAGCGGGCACGGGCACCGGGUUCACGCUGGAAUUCCGCGCGGGGAAGGUGGCUUUCCGGGACGCCACGGGCAAAUACAUCGCGCCCACGGGCCCCACCGGGACCAUGAAGUCUGGCAAGAGCGCGCGCGUCGGCAAAGAUGAGCUGUUUGUCCUCGAGCAAAGUCAUGGGCAAGUGGUGCUUACAGCCAGCAACGAGAGAAACAUCUCCAUGCGCCAGGGGGUUGAUUUAUCAGCCAAUCAGGAUGAGGAGUCUGAUCAGGAGGUGUUUCAGAUGGAGAUGGACUGGGAGACAAAGCGCUGUGCUUUCCGAUCUUGCAAUGGGAAGUAUUGGAGUCUCACCCUAAGUGGAGCGAUCCAGUGCUCUGCCUCCACUAAAUCCCCCAGUUGUUUCUUUGACCUUGAGUGGAUAGGGUCAAAAGUCGCACUGAAGGCUAGUAAUGGUAAAUACUUGGCAGCCAAAAAGAACGGACAGCUGGCGGCUUCUGUGGACUCUGCAGGUGAGCAGGAGGAGUUUGUGUUGAAGCUCAUCAACAGGCCAUUGAUAGUGCUGCGUGGGGAACACGGCUUUAUUGGUUGCCGCAAACAAGGAACUGGAACACUGGAUUCCAACCGCUCAUCCUAUGAUGUCUUCCAGUUAGAGUACAACAAUAAUGCUUACAGUCUCAGAGACUCAGUGGGGAAGUAUUGGACGGUGGAGGCAGAUGGCUCUGUGAUCAGCAGUAGUGACACACCUGUCUAUUUCCACUUUGAGUUCUGUGAUUAUAAUAAAGUGGCCAUUAAGACAAAGGAGGGCAAGUAUCUUAAGGGAGACCAUGCUGGGGUGCUCAAAGCCAGUGGUCAGGGGAUUGCUGAUGCAACAUUGUGGGAAUACUGAGAAACAUUCAGCAGUCUACACACACAAACUAACAUGUGUGUUCUCUAAACCUAUACUUAAACAUAACACAUUCUCUACAGCAUAAGCACAUGAUAACAUACUGUACAGUCCAUAUCACACAACAUACAAAAAAAUCUCAACAUAAUCGAAUGGAUCAAGGCACAAAAACACAUUUGAAUGUGUAAGUAUAAACAAAUGCACAAAUGAUCACAAUGCGCAAAUUAUCGUAAUCUUUAAACUAAAUUAAAUAGUUCAGACGAAAUUA
This is a messenger RNA of Carassius carassius (crucian carp), 2100 nucleotides long. RefSeq names its product fascin actin-bundling protein 1b (gene fscn1b). Gene Ontology annotation, molecular function: actin filament binding; protein-macromolecule adaptor activity. The record is from RefSeq and is a predicted model, not a curated record. The transcript has 5 exons. Gene Ontology annotation, biological process: establishment or maintenance of cell polarity; actin filament bundle assembly; cell migration. NCBI's taxonomy places the organism in Eukaryota, Metazoa, Chordata, Actinopteri, Cypriniformes, Cyprinidae. The coding region runs from base 351 to 1835 and encodes 494 amino acids. Gene Ontology annotation, cellular component: filopodium; cytoplasm; ruffle.